CUUCUUCUUCUUCUUCUUCUUUUUUAUCACACUGGGUUAACCUUCGUUUGGUUUUCUACUUUUCUAGUCUUGAGUGAAGAAGUAGGGAACAGGAGGAGAUAUGAGCAACGUUGCACAGAUACCAACUUCUUUCGGACACGAACUUAGGGCUUGCCUUCGUUGUAGGCUUGUAAAAACUUACGACCAGUUCAGGGAAUCGGGAUGUGAAAAUUGUCAAUUUUUUAAUAUGGACAAAGAUCAUGAAAUGGUGGGCGAGUGCACUACCUCGAAUUUUACUGGGAUAAUAUCUGUCAUGGAUCCGACAAGAAGUUGGGCUGCUAGAUGGUUGAGAAUCGGAAGAUUCGUUCCUGGUUGCUACACGCUUGCUGUUUCAGAGACGCUUUCAGGAGAAUUGCAGGGAAUUUGCGAUGAACAUAAUAUCCCGUACGUCCCCCCAAAGCGUUCUUGAUUUAAAGAUGGAUCAUACUGGAUGUAUGAAAUGGUGUUACGUUUCCUGAUUUAGAGUUAGAGAUGGACCAUACUGCAUGUAUGAAAUGGUGCUUUCAUUGGAUAUGUAGUUAGGUACUUAAUGUGCUUGUUUAUCUGUCUACGGUUGUUUUACUUACUCGCUACUACUAGGAAAUACUGGUGAUGUUUAAGUUUUCAGUGACUCCAGAAACAUCCCUGUAUCUUACUUACGCUUAUAUGGUUAUGGAAUUAACUUUAAGAAGGUGGUAACUUGAAA
This is a messenger RNA of Papaver somniferum (opium poppy), 724 nucleotides long. Its product is annotated as transcription elongation factor SPT4 homolog 2-like. Gene Ontology annotation, biological process: chromatin organization; positive regulation of DNA-templated transcription, elongation; mRNA processing. Bases 101 to 448 code for a protein of 115 amino acids. Gene Ontology annotation, cellular component: DSIF complex; nucleus. The record is from RefSeq and is a predicted model, not a curated record. The transcript has 5 exons. Gene Ontology annotation, molecular function: RNA polymerase II complex binding; zinc ion binding. NCBI's taxonomy places the organism in Eukaryota, Viridiplantae, Streptophyta, Magnoliopsida, Ranunculales, Papaveraceae.